Molecule: messenger RNA, 3546 nt
Organism: Cavia porcellus (domestic guinea pig)
Lineage: Eukaryota; Metazoa; Chordata; Mammalia; Rodentia; Caviidae
Product: solute carrier family 22 member 13
Exons: 10
Coding region: 196-1812 (538 amino acids)
Biological process (GO): transmembrane transport
Cellular component (GO): membrane
Molecular function (GO): transmembrane transporter activity
Source: RefSeq, a predicted model, not a curated record
UGCUGCAAGCUAGAGCAGACUGUUUUCGCACCGCACUCCACCCUUCUCAGACCUCAGUUUGGGAGCUGAUGUGUGGCAAGUGGAGUUGGGCAAGGCUGGAUUAAACAUUAAUGUAGCUGUAACCAUCACCCAUGGGAGAAAGCUUGAGACAGAGCUCCGCGAUUUUCCCAGGCUGAGGAGUGGUGACUAGCAGUCAUGGCUCAGUUUGGCCAGAUUCUUUCUGAAAUAGGUGACUUUGGUCGCUUCCAGGUACGGUUACUGAUCAUGGUGAGUGUUCCCCACUUGCUCUAUUCCUUCUAUAUAUUUGGCCAGGUUUUUAUAGUCCUGGAUGAGCCCCACCACUGCUCGGUGGCCUGGGUCCAGAACAAAACUUUGAACCUGAGUGCUGAAGAGCAGCUGAAUCUGAGUGUCCCUCUGGAUGCGGAGGGCCAGCCCGAGUCCUGCCUCAUGUUCCGGCCACCCCCUGACACUGCCAGCCUGGAGGACAUCCUCAGCCACCACUUCAAUGAGACACAGCCUUGUGAGACUGGCUGGGACUAUCCUGAGCACAGAGCCCCCUCCCUACUGAAUGAGUUCAACCUGGUGUGUGAUCGGAAGCCGCUGACACAGACCUCGCAAUCAGUGUUCAUGGCAGGACUCCUUGCAGGGGCCCUCAUCUUCGGGCCACUCAGUGACUGGAUUGGCCGUAGAACCUGUGUCCUGCUGCAGCUGCUCCUGAUUGGCAUCCUGGGCCUGGUCACGGCCUUUAUGCCCAGUUUUGAGCUCUACAUGGUGCUACGCUUUGCUGUGGCUGCUGCCAAUGCAGGAUGCUUGUUAAGCACUAUUGCCCUGAUUUCAGAGUGGGUUGGGUCCUCCUGGAGGACUCGCACCAUCGCAGUGAUGCAGGCCGUCUCUGCCGUCGGACAGAUGGUUCUAGCUGGACUUGCCUAUGGUAUCCGAAACUGGAGAUACUUGCAAAUUGCUAUCUCUGCUCCCACCUUCCUGCUCUUCUUCUACUUCUGGCUUCUGCCAGAAUCUCCACGGUGGCUCCUCAUCUACAGGAAGAUGGAGAAGGCCAAAAAACUGGUCCAGAAGGCUGCUGUGGUCAACAGGCGGGAGCUCUCUGCAGAGCUCUUGAACCAGCUGGCCCCAGAGGAGAAAGGCCCCUCAGGGAGUGUCUUAGAUCUUUUUAAACAUCCCUAUCUCCGGAAGGUGACUCUGAUUCUCAUCUUUGUCUGGUUUGUGGACAGCCUCGUGUACUAUGGCCUUAGCUUCCAAGUGGGGGAAUUUGGCCUGGACAUCUACCUGACACAGCUGAUAUUUGGAGCAUUUGAAGUGCCUGCCCGCCUUUUCAGCAUCUUCUUGAUGGAGAGGUUGGGCCGCAAGUGGAGCCAGUCUGGGACGAUGAUUUUGGGUGGUGUCAUGUGCUUGGUCAUUGCCUUCAUCCCUUCAGAUCAGCCUGUGGUGAUCACCGUGCUGGCUGUGGUGGGAAAGAAUGCCUUAGCUGCCAGCUAUACCGUCUCCUACGUGUACACUGCUGAGCUCUUCCCCACAGUCAUCCGGCAAACGGGCAUGGGGCUGGUGAGCAUCUUCUCAAGGAUCGGGGGCAUCCUCACACCACUUAUCCUCCUGCUGAGCGACUACUAUGCGGCCCUCCCUAUGCUCCUCUUUGGCAUCAUCCCCAUUGUGGUAGGGGUGCUUGGUAUCCUGCUGCCAGAGACACGUGGCCAGAGUCUGAAGGACACCAUCCAGGACCUGGAUCAGCAGCAACCCCCAGGACAAAAAGAAACCAAUAUGGAUUCCAUGGAUCCGCAGACAUCUGUGAAGCUUUGAAACAGAACCCUCCUACUUUAAGGUGUGGCGUGGUGAGGAAUAUGGCCAUGGGACCAAUUUCUGAACGUCAGUUACAGAUUUUUGCUCUGUCCUGGUCCUUGGAUUCAGAGACUUCAGCAAAACAAAGGAGAUCAUAGACAAUUCUUCAAACCUAAGGAUGGCCUUUGUGCCCUUGUCAUACUUCUGACCAUGUUCACUAAGAUGCAGAUCAUCACCAGCAGGGAACACUCUACUCCUUCUCUGGAUGUUGCCAGACACCAAAAUCAGCAUGUGUCAUGCAGGCAGCAUGCCAUGACCUGGCCACAGCCCCAGCCUCAGCCACCCACUGCUGAGUACCAUUCAGAUGUGUCAGGAACAGUUCCUCCCCUGCCCCGACCCCUCACCUGUGAUGUCCCCAGAACUUAACCCCAAUAACCUCCAUCAGAGUCUUUAGCAUUCCCUUGGCUUUGCUCAUUUUCUUAUCAUUUGUUUUUCCUGAUUCUCCCAACCUGGGUAGCUCCACUGUGAGCAGCCUGAAGCCCAGAGCAGAGUUCCACGUAGGGCUUUCCAAUGUUGUGGGAGCAAGCAGAGAGGAAUCAAAGUUUGGAGCUGUGAGUUGUACCCGGACAGGUGGAGAAAUUGCUGGGCAAGAGAAGAGAAAGUGAUGGCUUAUUCUAGGCAUUGGCUCAAACCUUCUCUGUGUGGUGUUUAGGCCCAGAAGACAUUUCAUCUGAGAGACUGGUCAACCUCACAGCUACAGUCCUGCAUUCUCCAUGAAGAUCACUCACCUGCUGCCUGACACUUUGCUUAUACCUAACUUGGGUGUGGCUCAGUGGCCAACAUGGGGAAAGGGAGAUCAGUUCUGUUUCUCUAUUCAACUCUAUACCAAAGAAUUCGACAACUUAGAUGAAAUGGAUAAAUUCCUUGGAAGAGAAAUAAUGAAAGCUUACUCAAGAAUAAAUGUAAAUCCUAGGUUUGUGAGUAUAAUUCAUUCCAGAAAUAGGCUUGCAAUUUAGUGCCCUAUGGAAGCAAAUUUUCCCAUAAGAAAUAAGGGACAAUCAGAUGAUUGGUUCCACAACCCAAAAAUAUUCAGAUGGCCAUGGCUGCGAUUCCUUUAACGUAACACAAAAUAAUAAAUAAAAUACAAAUAUGAAGCAAAAUAAAGUAAGCUGCACUCAUCUUUGAAGUCCUCAUUGCUGUUGUGACAGAGUGAGGAGUUAAACUGUAGGAGGACUUUCAAAUCACAGAAUCAUUGCUGCCUGUUAACUCAGCUUCUCUCCUGCACCUUUAACAAGGAAUCCAUCCAAUGCUCCUUACUUUCGUCUCCUGUGGAUGAUUUUGCAGAAAAGCAACAUCAUAUCAUCGUUGAACAGAUUCAUCACAUGCAGUGCUUAGCAUUCUUUGCGUAGUUCUUCACUACAGAAGUUUGCAGUUUCCUACAUUUUACACGUCUACCUGAUCUCCUCAGCAGACGAGGUGUCAUGCAUAACCUCUAGCUGUUGGCAGACGAUCACCCACAGUCUCACAGCAUGAGAGAGCAAGAAACCAUUGGCUCAGUUGUGAUCACAGAUGUUUGGUGUCACAUGCCAUUCAUAUUGCAAGACUUUAUCAAUUUAAAAUUUAUUUUUUAUAAUUAUAUUUAUUUGUACCUUUUAGGUACACAUAAUGACUACAUGCAUCAUGUUGAAUUUGUACCAGUAAAUGACAUAGCUUGAUUCUUUUUUCUCCAUGUCCCCACCCUUCUUUUAACUCUUC